CAUAGAUUUAGUGGAGAAGUCAAAUGAAUCGAUGCCAGCGAUCGUUACGAUGAGAAACAUGUAUAAGUCAUGCAUGAAUUUAUCCGCCAUAGAGUCGUACGGCGCGGACCCACUCCGGGAGGCUUUGGACUCGUUGGGCGGGUGGCCGGUGUUGGUGGGGGACAAGUGGGACAACAGUACGUUUGAUUGGAUAGCAGUGAGCGGACAGAUCAGGCGCCUGGGCUUCCGGACCGAUAUGUUUGUUCAAUUCAAAGUUAUUGCCGAUGUGUUGAACAAUACAAAGAAAGUGCUGUUUUUAGAUGAGGCGACCCUGGGCCUCAGGCGCCAAAUUAUUACCCUGGGUCCAAACAACUCGAUCGUUCAGGUUUACCAUCAGCUAAUGGUGGACACGGCUAUGCUGUUGGGCGCCGACAAUAAGACCCGGGUUAAGGAGGAGAUGUGGGAUGUGAUUCAGAUGGAGACCCAAAUUGCACAGGCUACACAUGAUCCGGCACAGGGCGAGAAAAAACAAUCCUGGUAUUUGCAUCUGAAAGCGUUUGCUGAUGUGGCCAAUCAAUCGGAAGUGUUGGCCAGUAAUCAGACACGUAUGGGCCACGACUGGAUCCGUUUGGCCAACGCUAUUGUACAGUUGCCCGAUAACAUCACCGCCAGGGAACUGGUCAUGGUAGACAAUUUGAACUACAUGGGCUACAUUGAUCACCUGAUCAGCGUGUACAAUCAGCAUGAUAAACGAUUACUGGCCAACUAUAUGAUGUGGCGACUGGCCCUCCAGGCUUUGAGCACCGGUAGCAAAGAAAUGCGAGACAUGAGGGACAAUUUGCACCGACACCUGUACGGUAUCACCGAGAAAAUAGCCAGGUGGAAAACGUGCCUGUCCCAACUCACCGGGAGCUUAUCAAUGGCACUGUCUUCACUGUAUAUCAAACACUAUUUUAAUAGUACACUAAAGGGAAAGGCGAGUGAAAUGGUAACCAACCUGAGGGCCGAGUUUGACGACAUACUACAUAAAAAUGAUUGGAUGGACAGCGAGACUAAGCUGAAUGCGUUCAGAAAGAGCCAGAUGAUGAAGGCCGUGGUCGGUUACCCGCAUCAAUUGGCCAACGAUACGCUGGUCAACGGGCAUUACAAGACGCUAAAUUUGACGGACAAUAACUUUGACUUAAAUAUACGACGGCUCCGGAAUUGGGCACAAAGACGGGAGUUUGAAAAACUACGCGAAGUAAACGACCCGCAAGACUGGCGCAAUUUUGCCAACUCGGCCAACGUGAACGCGUUUUACUGGUCUCAGGCCAACGCCAUUGUCAUACCGGCCGGUAUACUACGGGACGUGUUUUUUGACAACGAUCGGCCACAGUAUAUGAACUUCGGCACAAUUGGCUAUAUUAUUGGCCACGAAAUCACCCACGCGUUCGAUAACAUUGGCGCCCAAUUCGAUGAAAUCGGUAAUGCCAGAAAUUGGUGGAAAAACGAGACCAGGCUGCAUUACAAUUCAAAGGCACAGUGCAUGGUGAAACAGUAUAGCGGUUUCACGUUGACCAACGGGCUGAAAAUCAACGGCGAUCUGACCCUCAAAGAAAAUAUCGCCGACAACGGGGCGCUUAAGGAGGCUUACAAUGCCUAUGAAAAGUACACCGAGAAGUUUGGCCACGAGCUACAGCUGCCUGGUCUUAAAUACACGCCUCGACAACUGUUUUGGAUCAGCGCCGCUAUGAAUUGGUGCAGCAAAUCGUCACCGGAAAUGUUCAAAACCCGAUUGGAUACCGACACCCAUAGCCCAUCGCAGGCCCGAGUGAACGUGGCCCUGAGCAAUUUCAAAGAGUUUUCCCAGAGCUUUAGCUGCAAACCGGGCACCGAUAUGAACCCCAACCCGAAAAAACGCUGCACUGUCUGGUAGUGCGAGUGUGAGUGAGUCCGAGUGCCCGAUGGC
This is a messenger RNA of Medioppia subpectinata, 1927 nucleotides long. The record is from the annotation of a GenBank genome assembly. Lineage: Eukaryota; Metazoa; Arthropoda; Arachnida; Sarcoptiformes; Oppiidae.